Molecule: messenger RNA, 845 nt
Organism: Microtus oregoni (creeping vole)
Lineage: Eukaryota; Metazoa; Chordata; Mammalia; Rodentia; Cricetidae
Product: histone H3-like 2
Exons: 2
Coding region: 117-800 (227 amino acids)
Cellular component (GO): nucleosome
Molecular function (GO): structural constituent of chromatin; protein heterodimerization activity; DNA binding
Source: RefSeq, a predicted model, not a curated record
CACUUCCGCAAACUCCGACGGAAGCCUGAGAGCUGCUGGACGAGAGCCAAUCAGAGAAACGCGUUUCCUGUAUAAAUACCAGGGCCGCGCACUCUUCCUCCCGCUUCUUGAUCACGAUGGCUCGCACAAAGCAGACAGCUCGCAAGUCCACCGGCGGCAAGGCCCCGCGCAAGCAGCUGGCCACCAAGGCCGCCCGCAAGAGCGCCCCGGCCACCGGCGGCGUGAAGAAGCCCCACCGCUACCGGCCCGGCACCGUGGCGCUGCGCGAGAUCCGGCGCUACCAGAAGUCGACCGAGCUGCUGAUCCGCAAGCUGCCGUUCCAGCGUCUGGUGCGCGAGAUCGCGCAGGACUUCAAGACCGACCUGCGCUUCCAGAGCUCUGCCGUCAUGGCUCUGCAGGAGGCCAGCGAGGCCUACCUGGUAGGUCUGUUUGAGGACACCAACCUGGCGCCUGGGCAGCUUGAGAUUCAUUCUCACAUCCUCGCAACGAUGUCUGGUCGCGGCAAGGGCGGGAAAGGCCUGGGCAAAGGAGGCGCCAAGCGCCACAGGAAGGUCCUGCGCGACAACAUCCAGGGCAUCACCAAGCCCGCCAUCCGCCGCCUGGCCCGGCGCGGAGGAGUCAAGCGCAUCUCCGGCCUCAUCUACGAGGAGACCCGCGGGGUGCUGAAGGUGUUCCUGGAGAACGUGAUCCGCGACGCGGUCACCUACACGGAGCACGCCAAGCGCAAGACCGUCACGGCCAUGGACGUGGUCUACGCGCUCAAGCGCCAGGGCCGCACCCUCUACGGUUUCGGCGGCUGAACUGUCAGGUUCGCUUCUAAUAAAGGCCCUUUUCAGGGCCACCCA